Messenger RNA from Suillus paluster, 1305 nucleotides. RefSeq lists its product as uncharacterized. The record is from RefSeq and is a predicted model, not a curated record. The transcript is spliced from 2 exons. Lineage: Eukaryota; Fungi; Basidiomycota; Agaricomycetes; Boletales; Suillaceae. The coding region runs from base 1 to 1305 and encodes 434 amino acids.
AUGGCCAUCCCAAAGCUUGAUUCUUCUCCUUCUAUUUACCAACAAUCCAUCUCCCGCACCCCUAGUUCAACUUCAACGACCUCCUCAAGACUUUGUGACAACACAACGCCUACGAAACGUAUCCCAUCGUCUGGAACGCAUUCACCACGAAGUCGAGUCUGUACACCGAAUAAACUGACACCCUCUGCUCAUUCACAACCUACACUUGCAAUGUCUAUAGUUGCACCCACUCCUCGUACUCCUCAGCCACAGGGCACUUCCUCACGCCUUCAAUCACCCCGCUCACCUCCUCCACGAUCAUCAUCGCGGUCUGAGCGCCUCUUGCGAGAUACCCUCAGGAAAGAUAAUACCCUUCGUACCACUGUCACCUCCCGCGCACGUUCUCGGUCGCGGUCAACGUGUAGUGACUGUGAUGACGACGAGUUCUUUCAACCUAUUCUGCUCUUCCAAUCGUCGCGCAGGAAUAGCGGAGCUUCUGCCCGGAAUGUUCAGUCGAAGACCUUCUACGUCCCGAACGAGAACGAAGACUCGUCCUAUGCACAGCUACUCAGGUCGAGCUCAGACUCGGAUUCAAAGGGCUAUCCUAUUUCUUCCAUCCAGCAAGAGAAACUGGACGAAAGUCUUUCGACAUCAUUACCACGUCCCUAUGUGCUCAGCAGUGAAACAGCGCCUCAUGAGGCAGUUUUGAAGUCACGCCUAGAACGCGUGCUCCAGCGGGGAAUGCGCGAAGAGGAAAGGCGAAUAAAGAGGUCGCCGGAUGAUGAGUCUUCAUCAGCAUCUCCACCCUCAUCAGCGCGCUCGCUAUCAAAUUCAUUCUCAAAUUCUCAUUCAUCUGAGAAGUCGCACGUGACUGCACCUGAAGUGGAAAUACCGCCUUCUUUAUCAUCGAAUCGCGGCCGAGCGCAUAGAAAUUCGCAGUCGACGUCUGUCACUUACGUGCAAAAAUCACCACGAUCACCGCGAUCGCAGGGAGAGACCUCGCCGUGGAUGACGACACCUCUUCCGCCUUCUCCGCCAUUCUCGACUCCAUCAAAGAAGUCACCUUCUUCACCAUACACCACUCCUUCACCGCACUCACAGCACCCGGCAAUGCUCUCAACCUUUUCGAGCGUCAACUCCAAAAUACCAGUGAAUCAACCGCAGUUUGAUCUGCGCGCAGCAUCACAGGCUUGUAAGCAGGUUUCAGGAUACGUGAGCUUCGCGAGUGUUGCUGGCCUCGGCGCACCGCCCGGCGUAGGCGACGACGAAGCGAGCAUAAAGGAACCACGCCGUGGCCGUGGCCGUGGGCGGUGGUGGGUUUUCUAG